AUGUGCUAUUUUUUAUUCACGCUCGCAGUACCUGUAAUCACUGCAUUUCGUAGUCAAAUGUCAUUGGCCACGUUCCAAACUCUCAUCACCUCGUCGUAUAUUAUACCCUACUACACGACAGUUGCUCCAAUUCUAAUGUGGUUCAUUAUCCGUUGGUCGAAGCGUAUGAAGGCAAUCAAGCUGAGCCAUCUCAGAGGUGGAAGAAAAUCUGAGUGUGAUGUCUAUUUUCAAGAGCUAAGCAAAAUGUGGAACCGCGCUUCAGUUCAUAGUUCGACUAACGGCGCUUCAGUUAAUAAUUUGACUUCUAUAAGCAACUGA
This is a messenger RNA of Cooperia oncophora, 318 nucleotides long. Lineage: Eukaryota; Metazoa; Nematoda; Chromadorea; Rhabditida; Trichostrongylidae. The record is from the annotation of a GenBank genome assembly.